This is a messenger RNA of Humulus lupulus (European hop), 1661 nucleotides long. Its product is annotated as protein ECERIFERUM 2-like. Gene Ontology annotation, molecular function: acyltransferase activity, transferring groups other than amino-acyl groups. The record is from RefSeq and is a predicted model, not a curated record. The coding region runs from base 97 to 1491 and encodes 464 amino acids. Lineage: Eukaryota; Viridiplantae; Streptophyta; Magnoliopsida; Rosales; Cannabaceae. The transcript has 2 exons.
GAACAUAUAUAACCCCAUGCAAUUAAUUAUAUUUCUCUUCUUCUAUAUCUACCCUUUUCUGUGCAUAAUCAUAUUUUCAAACUGUGGUAUAGUACUAUGGCCGAAAGCAAGAACCGGGUCAAGGUCCACUCAAAGCUAACGGCGGUGUCCAGUAGACCAGUCGGGUCGGGUAAUAAGAUCCACAAGUUCACGGCUCUGGAUCACGCCAUGGGUCUUCAUAGCCUACACAUCGUCUUUUACUACAAGGAUAACGUUCUCACCGACUUUGACUUGGACCGAGCAAGGGUAUCUCUUUCGGACACUCUUUCGUUGUACCCGCAAGUUACGGGUCGGAUAGCCCGAAAUGGAGAUGGUAACUGGGAGGUUAAGUGCAAUGAUGCAGGUGUUCGGGUCGUCAAGGCCCGAGUUGGUGCCCCGUUUGAUGAGUGGCUAAGAUCAGCUGAUGGGAUGGAAGAGAAAUAUCUCACGGUCUGGGAUGAGAUGCCUGAGGAUCCCACUAAUUGGUCACCUUUUCGAAUCCAGAUAAAUGAAUUUGAAGGAGGAGGAGUAGCCGUUGGGCUGAGCUGCACUCACAUGCAUGCAGAUCCACUGUCCCUAACCCUAAUCUUCAAAUCAUGGAUCGACACUCACCGAGGUCGGGUCAUAGCCCACCCACCCGUAUGUCCAGGAUUGGAGCUCAGCACCCGACCCGAUAGCAAUCCGAAGACCAACUCUGUGACUUACUAUCACGCCAAGUCCAUCGCACGUGCGGCGCCCACCGUGAAAAUGGCCACGGCAACCUUUAAAUUCUCAAACGCAAUACUGAAGCAGUGUCUCUCGGGUGUCUCUGAAAUUUGCCCAGACGCCACCCCUUUCGAUUUUCUAGGGGCACUCUUUUGGACACGUGUCGCACGAAUAAAGGGCUUAAAAAAUUACUACAGACACUCCAUCUCGAUAUGUACGGACUUCAGGAAGCUAUUGAAGAAAACGUCGCUCCAUUUUGGGUAUUACGGCAACGCCUUGCACUUUUCGAUGCUUUCUCUAGGAGUUGGAGAGCUCAACGGCUAUGAUGUGGGACACGUGGUGGGAGAGCUGCAUCGCCACGUGGCGAGCGUAGACGAUGAUGAGAUUCGGUCAGCUGUUGAUUGGCUGGAGUCGAGGAAGGGAGAGGAGGACGCCAGGUACGGCCCAGCUUUUAGGAUGUAUGGGCCUGAAUUGACUUGUGUUAAUAUGGAUCACAUGGCCGACUCAUAUGGGCCUAAUGGAAGAGUUGUUGGGCCGUUAAUGUACGACACUGCGUUUGUUGAGGGAACAGAUCCCGUCCACGUGUCGUAUCACGUGGGGAAUGUGGAGGGUGAAGGGUUGAUCGUGGUGAUGCCUUCGUCGGAAGAAGGGCUGGCUAGGGUGGUCACGGUGACGUUGCCGGAGAAUGAGUUGGCCGAGUUGUGUGAGGACCAAGCUUUAUUGGGCCUGAAGCCCAUAAUGUUGCUUAGUGGUGGACGUGGAUGCUAGUUCUUUCUUUGAGAAAUUAAUAAGAAGUUUUACGGUUUUUAUUUUUAUUUUGGUGGAAGAAUUAGAAGUUAGAAUCUAUGAUUUGGAUCAUCACUUUGAGAAUUCUACAAUAUAUAUUGUAAUAUAUGAACUUAUGAUCUUGUCUUAUAUGACAAAAUUCAGGUUCUAUA